Messenger RNA from Hydractinia symbiolongicarpus, 2098 nucleotides. RefSeq lists its product as uncharacterized. NCBI's taxonomy places the organism in Eukaryota, Metazoa, Cnidaria, Hydrozoa, Anthoathecata, Hydractiniidae. The transcript is spliced from 6 exons. The coding region runs from base 304 to 1659 and encodes 451 amino acids. The record is from RefSeq and is a predicted model, not a curated record.
AACAAUACUGACGUGCAUAUCCCUGUUGACAGAGUGCGUACUAUUAAUUUUUAAAUGUGCUGACGUCAACGCUUCACCCACAAAUUCAUAUAAAUGGAAAAUUUUCUUUAGCGAAAAAUACUAGUAAUAGUAAAUAGAGGUAUGAAUAUAACUUCUAUAUUAUUAAAAAAAUGUUUCAAAUUAAGAAAUGCCUUCGCUGCGCAAACCACGAAAGGCUGGUUACAGAUGAAUUUUGAAAGUUUUUGGAGAAGAAUACGGCCUGGAAAGUGAAAAAGGUAAAAGUUCAGUGUUAUUAACAAAGUAAUGUCAAAAAUGAUUAACUGUAAUGUUAUGUCGUCUCAUUUCAAUCUUCUGACGCUUGCGGCAUUUACGACACUUGCGAUACUUACGGUAAUCAUUAACCCAACCGAUGCACAAGUUGACAUGCUAUUGGGAAUAAAAAGAUCUUCGCAUGGUAACGCAGCUUUAUUCCGAAAAAUUGUCGUCAAUAAAAGGCUCGAUACAACACCUAUUACAGGCUACAGCAAUUGUAGUGCUAGAGAUUGUGGAAAAUAUUGUGUUUAUAAAGUACCAUGCGAAUCUUUCAACUUCAAGAUGUCAACAAAAACAUGUGAAUUGUUAUCUGUGGAUAGAAACAGUAAAGCAGAUAACAUUACUUUCGUAAAUGCAACUGGAUGGGCAUACUAUGAUACCGGAUUUGACAUUCGACAUUCAAAUUGGAGAUAUAAAUACUUGUACAACAUAUCCUGUUCGACUAACAAAUGCGACAAAUGUACCUGCAUUCAGCCACCCGAAGAAAAAACACAUCGAUGUGUUUGCUACUCAAAAGAGGGAUUGAUCAAACUAGCAGUUGGCAAUUGGUGUUGGUAUGCAAAUAGUUCAUGUUCUGCCAGUAAUGGCGAUAAAAUCGUUAUCAAACCAUGUGAUAAAAACGAUGCUGGCCAGCAGUUUAUGUAUGAUGGACGAAGAGAUGUUUUUCACAAAUGUUCGCAGAAAAGAGUUUGUUUUAUUGAUGGCAUCGUCGUACUUACCGAGACAUGCUCGCAACCUUGGUAUAUGACAGAGCAAUAUGGUUUAAAACCUCUAAACGACUUCUGUCCUUAUCCAAUUGGUGGCUUGCUAGAAUCUAAUGUUGGACUGGAGCUGGGUACAGAUAACUGUGGACAUGGAAAAGGAAUCCAUAGAUUUCUAAAUGGAGUUGAUGGAAAAAUUCAAGUCAAAUUGUUUCGAAACAUAUUCUCCCUUGAUGGUCUCUCUUCCAGUCCAAACUUUCCGAACAACCCUGAUAUCAUGGCAUGGUUUCAUCAAUUUUAUACAACGACAUUACCUUAUGCAGAGAAUUAUUUUGGUCGUCAGCUUAAGACAAUAUUUGUUCCUCCACAAACUGGAUCAUAUAUCUUCUACAUCCAAGUUGACGACCACGCAAGGUUAUACAUAACCUAUCCUGACACAAAGCGCAAGUUACUUAUAACAAUCACAAGCUACUUCAAAACGACACAGAAAACGACAUCUCAAGCUUUGAUUGCUUUCGAAAAGUACAGUAUUGAAGCAUUAAUGUGGGAAGAAGAACGGCGCGAUUUCAUCAAAGUUGGCGUUGAAUUCCCUGAUGGAAAAGUUGAUUAUCCACUAACGGAAACGUACUUGUUGCCUCCUAAUUGAUAUAUUUUUUUGCAUUUGAAGCUCAAUGAAAACAACUUCGCACCAAUGAAGGUCUGGGGACGAGGUAGGGCGUUAAUUAAAGACAUAUCUGGAUUUGACGAUACACGUUGUUUAUAACACUGUUUUAAAAGCACAUGAACCCACAUCGAUUUCGCACUGCAUGAAAACAACUAAAUACUUAUACAGCGGAAUCUCCCUAUCUCGACUAUCUUGAACUUAUCUCGAACUAAAGUCUCGGUCCCUUUGUGGUCCGCCUAAGGUAUUUUCCUUUCUUUAUCUCGAACUUUCUCUAUCUCAAACAAAUUUUUUGGUCCCUUGCGAGUUCGAGAUAGAUUCCACUGUACCUCUAUUUGUAAUAAGUUGGUACCGAAGCAGAGAGUAGUGUUUAAAACAUGAUAGCAAAUUUACUGUGUAUAAAAAGUAUUUAUUUCUGCUUCAA